UAGCAUUAUUGGUUGCAUAUUAGUGUAUGUAAGCUACAUGUUCAGAUGUGUGAUAAUAAUACUAGAAAACCAUUAGUGUUUUUUUUGUGCCAGGUUUCUUAGUAUUUUUACUUAAGUACUAGUCUUUAUUUGUUGUAUUUAAAGAUUUAUAGCUUCAGGAUAAGUCAUGGAAACGUGUGAAGGUGGAUCUUCUUCUACAAUUGGUUGCAUUUUUGGCGAUCUCAUGCGGAUCAUCACGAAUGGAGCAUCUCCACAAACAGCCUCCCGGGACAGAUACACCAUAAGUGGUGUGGAAGCCUCGCAUAAAAUGGCUGAGGUUGAUCUGGAGAGGAUGAACCAGUACAAGACCAUUAUCAUGAAAGUUGCCAACGCUAAAAGGAUGGACCCAGCUGUGAUUGCGGGCAUCAUAUCCAGAGAGACGAGGGCUGGAUCGUGUGGAUCGGGGCUUGUUGAUGGCUGGGGAGAUCAAGGCAAUGCCUUUGGGCUUAUGCAGGUUGACCAACGUUACCACUGUCCAGUAGGGACCUGGAACAGUGAGGAGCACAUCAUCCAAGCUACUGAUAUUUUAAUCACUUUUAUAAAUGCUAUUCAACAAAAAUUCCCAAAUUGGUCCAGGGAGGAUCAGUUUAAAGGAGGAAUCGCAGCCUACAACGCUGGCCCAGGAAACGUUUGCUCUCAUGAGGGCAUGGACAUGAAGACCACAGGGAAGGACUAUGCGAAUGAUGUAGUGGCUAGAGCACAGUGGUUCAAACGCAAUGGCUACUGAGCAGUUUAUCUCAUGAUGCACUGUGUAACUCAUAUAAUACUUAGAAUGAUAGAAUGAUCAUGUGGAUGAUUCAAAGGAUCAAUCACAGUAAUAAAAAUAAUAAUAUUAUAAAAUAUAUUCGGCAGUAACAAUAUACAGCAUGUUCAUUAAAUAAACUGUGUUUUUAUAGUAGUACCAACAGUCAGUGUACCAGUAGAAUGUGUCCACGUUUCACUUUAAAUAAAGGCAUCACUGCAAAUCAAUAAAAAGUAGUAAUCAGCCUAAUUCUGUAAAGAUACUUUUUAAUCCUGGCGGGUGUGGUGUCUUCUAAG
Messenger RNA from Hemibagrus wyckioides, 1077 nucleotides. RefSeq names its product lysozyme g-like. Gene Ontology annotation, biological process: peptidoglycan catabolic process; defense response to Gram-positive bacterium. Gene Ontology annotation, cellular component: extracellular region. Gene Ontology annotation, molecular function: lysozyme activity. The transcript is spliced from 5 exons. NCBI's taxonomy places the organism in Eukaryota, Metazoa, Chordata, Actinopteri, Siluriformes, Bagridae. Bases 167 to 766 code for a protein of 199 amino acids. The record is from RefSeq and is a predicted model, not a curated record.